GAAGACUCGGGAUAGCUAGUGGGGCCUCCCGGCUGCGACCCACCUCGCAGAGAGUGUUUUGAUCUAAGGCGCCGGGCGCUGGGCUGCCGGCGCUGUAGACCAUGGCUCCGUCCCAGGCGCACAGCCGGGACCGUGCAGGCCAGGAGGAUGAGGACCGCUGGGAAACACGGGGGGACCGCAAGGCCCGGAAGCCCCUGGUGGAGAAGAAGCGACGCGCGCGGAUCAACGAGAGUCUUCAGGAGCUACGACUGCUGCUGGCCGGCACCGAGGUGCAGGCCAAGCUAGAGAACGCCGAGGUUCUGGAGCUGACCGUGCGGCGCGUGCAGGGCGCGCUGCGAGGCCGGGCGCGCGAGCGGGAGCAGCUGCAGGCUGAAGCAAGCGAGCGCUUCGCUGCUGGCUACAUCCAAUGCAUGCAUGAGGUGCACACGUUCGUGUCCACGUGCCAAGCCAUCGAUGCCACUGUCUCAGCUGAACUCCUGAACCACCUGCUAGAGUCCAUGCCGCUGCGCGAGGGUAGCAGCUUUCGGGAUCUGCUGGGGGACUCCCUCGCUGGGCUGCCUGGAGGCUCUGGAAGAAGCAGCUGGCCUCCAGGAGGGUCCCCAGAGUCCCCAUUGUCCAGUCCCCCAGGUCCCGGGGAAGACCUGUGUUCUGACCUAGAGGAGAUCCCGGAGGCUGAACUAAACAGAAUGCCUGCUGAGGGGCUGGAUUUGGUGCCUACAUCCUUAGGCGGCCUGACCGCAGCUCGGCGGGCCCAGAGUGUGUGGAGGCCUUGGUGACCAACACUUACCAGGGACCUGUGAAUGAUGGGCUGCCAUCCUUAAGUUUGCUUCCUCCCUGGGUAUCAUAUGAGGUGGAGACAGCCCAGGAUGCCCCUAGGUAUGCCCUCCCCACUCUCCAAUGGAUGGCUUGUAUGGCAACCCUGAUGACCAGCCCCUGCAGGUCCCUAGCCUUAUUUUGUGAGGGAAUCAAUUUCAUGGACCCUAGAGCUCUGGACAGGGCUCGGGGGAACGCUGCAGAAAGAAGGGAGACUCUUGUAGAGCUGCCAGGGCUCCCUUGUGUUCACCUUUCCCUGCCUUGUAGGCGUUUUGAGGGAUCUAGGGCAGAAGUGGCCAAUCUUGAGACUAAGUGUUAGUGUCCUAGGCAGGAACACACAGACCAUAGCAAUCCUGACCUGAAUAGAAGUUCAGAUUCGCUACUUUGGCUAGGAGACCAGGGGAGGCAGGCAUAUUCUGCAGUCACUGAGAGCUGCUCCCUGUUUGGAGCACAGUUGAGUGUGUGAUUUUGGUUGCCGUCGGGUGCUCCAAUUGAAUUAAAUAAAGAACUUUGGAGUUAGUUA
Molecule: messenger RNA, 1336 nt
Organism: Grammomys surdaster
Lineage: Eukaryota; Metazoa; Chordata; Mammalia; Rodentia; Muridae
Gene: Hes6
Product: hes family bHLH transcription factor 6
Exons: 4
Coding region: 102-776 (224 amino acids)
Biological process (GO): regulation of neurogenesis; anterior/posterior pattern specification; regulation of transcription by RNA polymerase II
Cellular component (GO): nucleus
Molecular function (GO): DNA-binding transcription factor activity, RNA polymerase II-specific; protein dimerization activity; RNA polymerase II cis-regulatory region sequence-specific DNA binding
Source: RefSeq, a predicted model, not a curated record